AUGAACACGCUAUUUAAUUCAAAGAUCGCAUGCGUCGUUUUUGAUCUUUGUAACAAAGAAGAGUCAAACGAUAACGCGUCUGGUUUGCGUGUUCUUAGAACCAAAAGGGUUUUAUCACGAGAUCAUGCCGGAUCCGCGAAUGAGUACUUGAGAAGACCGACAAGUGAAGAUGUCCAACGUUUGGUAAGUAAGCAUGAACAGAUACAUGUUUUUCCUGGUAUGCUUGGUAGUAUUGAUUGUUCGAACAACAACAUCAACGUCCUUAAUGAAUCAGAUUUGUUCAAAGAUUUGCUGCAAGAUAGGGCUCCUGCACUUCAAUAUACUGUUUACGGUGAAGAGUUUACCAAGGGAUAUUAUCUAGCUGACGGUAUUUAUCCGGAAUGGGCGACACUAGUCAAGUCUUUUAAAUGCCCGAUGGAUGAAAAGAGUGGAAAGUUCAAGCGCUAUCAAGAGGCUGCAAGAAAGGAUAUCGAACGAGCUUUCGGGGUGCUUCAAGGUCGUUGGGCAAUCCUUAAACAUAAUGCCCGCCCGUUUUCGGUGAACAAAAUAAAACGUAUGAUGUAUGCUUGUGUUAUUCUAUACAACAUGAUUGUUCAAGACAACGGUAACGCAAUAUCCGAUUUUGAGGAAGAUUAUUUGUCCGAUCCAACUAAUGUGCCAACACGUACGUGGGAUGAAAGAGUUGCAACGCAAAUGCGGACCUUCGGGGAGUUACGUGAUAGGAGGAUGCACCAUCGACUUCGCAAUGCUCUAGUGGAACAUGUUUGGAACCUCCCGAAAAAUUACCGUCAACGUUGA
Messenger RNA from Erigeron canadensis, 798 nucleotides. RefSeq lists its product as uncharacterized. Lineage: Eukaryota; Viridiplantae; Streptophyta; Magnoliopsida; Asterales; Asteraceae. The record is from RefSeq and is a predicted model, not a curated record. The transcript has 3 exons. Bases 1 to 798 code for a protein of 265 amino acids.